GUUUGUUUUGAAUCCUUUACACAUUAGGUAAACGCCUUCUUUUCCAUACAACCCUCCAGUGUUUGAUGAAAAAUAGAUUCCUAAACGUGCCAAACCUGCAGAACAGGAAUAAAAGCUUCCAGUGAAAGCAUAAUGUUACCUUGAGAUAGAAGUGUUUUAGCUUGUACGAGCAUAUUUCACUCUUGAAAAGAAAUGAGAUUACGUUUCAUUUCUGGAAGAUAAAUGCUUCAGGAAAAUUCCAUUCUUCUUUUACAAUAUCAUUAAGGAGCUAGUUGGAACAGAGUCAAGCCUCUCAGUUAUAUAAGAUAAAGAAUGGCAUAUUGUUGGAAAACAGAUCUAAAUCCCAGGGAAUCGCAUGAAGAGCAGCAUGAGCACCAGGAAUUGCAAUCCAUAAAUCAACCCCUUUUUCCCAGCCAAGCCAGUCUGGGUUUUGAUCAGCUAGUAGAAGAAAUCAAUAAUAAAAUCCCACUCUAUCAGAGUGAAAUUGAAGAAAACACUGUUUUUGUGCCCAGUUCACCAAACUGGAACUCAAAAAAGCAUUCAUUAGAUGGAGCACAGCAAAUAGCCUUGAAUGAAUUCAAUUCUAAAAGCUCAGAACUCUCUUGUCACCAAGUUAGGGAAACAGCCGUAAUUGGUUUUAGGCCCUCUGUGCUACCAAAUCCUCAAGACACAAAUAAAGAAAGCUCUUGGGGAAAUCCCAUAGGAAAACAUUGUGGUGCUGAUGAUUACGGAGGCAAUAUUUUAGCUCCAUCAUCUACUAGUCUGCAUAAAAUUAAUUCACAAAAAGAAAAUAUUUUAGUUCCAUCAUCCACUAGCUUGGAUAAAAUUAAUUUACCGAAAGAAUUGGAAAAUAAAAAUCAUACCUAUCAUAUAGGAUUUAAAAGUAGCAUUCCUUCUGUAUAUCCACCCUUCUCAACUGACCUCAUGUCAGAAGAAGAGAAUAAAAGGAACAGAGCUACAAACACUGUGGAGCCUCCUUUCAUGCUCUUUAAAGGGUCCUUCCUGCCCAGGGUGUGGGAGCGUUCGUGGCCAAAGAACACAGAGCCCCUAGAUUGUUCCAUUCAGCUAAUUGAAGUACCUCAAGGCAGUAAUAUGAGUCUGGCCUCCUUUUGUGACAAAGUAAAAAAAAUCAGAGAAACAUACCAUGCAGCUAACAUCGAUUCCAAUUCGGGGAAGAUCUGGAGCACUACUACAGCAUUUCCAUAUCAACUUUUUUCUAAUACUAAGUUUAGUAUACAUAUUUUUAUCGACAACUCAACACAACUACUUCAUUUGAUGCCACAUGCUAACUGUCUUGUCAAGGACCUAAUUACAGAAAUUAUACAUUUUUGCACAAAUGUCCAGUUAUUCCACAAAGAUUGUCUUCUAAGUAUAUGUGGCUAUGAAGAAUUCUUACAGAAUGAUCACUCUUUGGGGAGUCACAAAAUAUUUCAGAAAGAUAAAUCUAUUAUUCAACUUAACCUGCAGAAAAAUAAGGACAUUCCAGGAAAGUUAUCUCGAAAGCAUGAAGAUGACCACAGUCAUUUUUUUCUGAACCAACUUUUAGAAUUUAUGCAUAUUUGGAAAAUAUCCAGACAGUGCCUUUCAACAGUAAUCAAAAAAUAUGACUCCCACCUGAAAUGCCUGUUGAAAACCCAGAAAGAUGCAGAGGAGAAACAUUUGCCACCAAAUUUCUCCAAUGUUCCAAAUAUUUUUAAGCAAAAUGUGGAAAAUAUAAUUGAAGAAGUUAAAAAUAUAUGCAGUGUUCUGGGAUGUGUGGAGACAAAGCAAAUUACAGAUGCUGUAAGUGAACUCAAACUACUUCUACAGAGAAAACCAGAGAAUUUUCAUCAAGGUUCAGAGACUUCGACAAGAGGUUUGGUAGAAAAAGUGACAACUGAACUAUCCACAUCCAUCUACCAGCUAAUUGAUGUCUAUUGCAGCAGCUUUUAUGCAGAUUUCCAGCCUCUAAAUGCACCUGGUAAUGUUUCCUGUGUGCAUCCUGGGCUCCACUCCCACCUUAGCUUCACAGUGUAUGCGGCUCACAACAUUCCAGAGACCUGGGUGCAUAGCUAUAAAGCAUUUUCUUUUUCCUGUUGGCUUACUUAUGCUGGAAAGAAGCUAUGCCAAGUGAGAAACCACAGAAAUAUUCAAGCCAAAAAAUUGUUUUUUUUCUUGGUCAACUGGAAUGAAAUCAUCAAUUUUCCUCUUGAAAUAAAGUCACUUCCAAAGGAAUCCAUGCUCACUAUAAAACUAUUUGGGAUUAACUGUGCAACCAACAGUGCCGAUUUGUUGGCCUGGAGUUCUCUUCCAUUGUUUCCAAAAGACAGAUCGAUUCUUGGAUCUAUGCUAUUCAGCCUGACAUUACAGAGUGAGCCUCCCAUAGAAAUGAUAGCUCCAGGAGUGUGGGACACAAGUCAGCCAUCCCCAGUGACCCUGCAGGUUGACUUUCCAGCUACUGAGUGGGAGUACGUGAAACCUGAUUUUGAAGAUCAUAGAUGUAAUCUUGAGGAACCACCGAAAGAGUGUUUGAAACAUAUUGCCAGACUUUCACAGAAACAGUCUCCCUUACUACUUUCUGAAGAAAAGAGAAGAUACUUAUGGUUUUAUCGCUUCUACUGCAAUAAUGCAAACUGCUCCCUCCCUUUGGUCCUGGGCAGUGCCCCAGGAUGGGAUGAAACAACUGUUUCAGAAAUGCACACCAUUUUGAGAAGAUGGAAAUUUUCUCACCCUUUAGAGGCACUUGGACUUUUGACUUCCAGCUUUCCAGAUCAAGAAAUUCGGAAAGUGGCAGUUCAGCAAUUAGACAGCCUCUUGAAUGAUGACCUGCUGGACUAUCUCCCGCAGCUGGUUCAGGCUAUCAAGUUUGAAUGGAACCUUGAAAGUCCUCUAGUGCAACUUCUAUUACACCGCUCAUUGCAAAGCAUCCAGAUUGCCCACCGGCUUUACUGGCUGCUAAAGGAUGCACAGAAUGAAGCUUAUUUUAAAAGUUGGUAUCAGAAGCUGUUGGCUGCUCUCCAAUUCUGUGCAGGGAAAGCCUUGAGUGAUGAGUUUUCCAAGGAGAUGAAACUUAUCAAAAUUCUGGGAGACGUUGGGGAAAAAGUCAAGUUGGCCAGUGACCCUCAGAGGCAGGAGGUGCUGAAGAAAGAGAUUGGCAAACUAGAAGAAUUCUUUCAGUAUAUACAUACCUGUCAUCUUCCUCUAAACCCUGCCCUCUGUGUAAAGGGGGUUGAUUGUGAUGCAUGUUCAUAUUUCACAUCGAAUGCUUUGCCAUUGAAGAUUACUUUCAUCAAUGCUAGUCCAAUGGGCCAAAAUAUCAGCAUCAUUUUUAAGGCUGGAGAUGAUCUUCGUCAGGAUAUGCUAGUUCUGCAGAUUGUUCAAAUGAUGGACAAUAUUUGGCUGCAGGAGGGCCUGGAUAUGCAAAUGAUCAUUUAUAGAUGCCUAUCCACAGGAAAAGGCCAAGGAUUGGUACAGAUCGUGCCUGAUGCUGUAACCCUAGCAAAGAUCCAUCGCUGCUCUGGACUGAUGGGACCGCUGAAGGAAAAUACCAUCAAAAAGUGGUUCAGUCAGCACAACCACUUAAAGACGGAUUAUGAAAAGGCCCUGAGGAACUUUUUCUAUUCCUGUGCUGGCUGGUGUGUGGUGACAUUCAUCCUGGGAGUCUGUGACCGUCACAACGACAACAUCAUGCUGACAAAGUCAGGCCACAUGUUUCAUAUUGACUUUGGAAAAAUUUUAGGUCAUGCACAAACAUUUGGAGGGAUAAAAAGGGACCGAGCCCCUUUUAUUUUUACUUCAGAGAUGGAAUACUUCAUUACAGAAGGUGGGAAAAACCCACAGCAUUUCCAAGAUUUUGUGGAACUUUGCUGUCGGGCUUAUAAUAUUGUCAGAAGACACAGCCAACUAAUCUUGAACCUACUAGAAAUGAUGCUACAUGCAGGGCUGCCAGAGCUAAGUGGAAUCCAAGACCUGAAGUAUGUGUAUGAUAACCUUCGUCCGCAAGACACAGACCUGGAAGCAACAAGUCAUUUUACCAGGAAAAUAAAGGAAAGUCUGGAGUGCUUCCCUGUUAAAUUGAAUAACUUGAUUCACACACUUGCACAAAUGACAACCGUGAGCCCUGCCAAAUCUGCUUCAGAGGACUUGUCCCCGAAACCCUGUGCGCUGAGUUCAAACAGGUCAAUUCAAAGAGCAGCAAUUUUAAGGUUCAGCAAGAAAACUCAUGCUCUGUAUCUAAUCCAGGUGACACACAGGAACAACGAAACAAGCCUGACAGAAAAGUCAUUUGAACAGUUUUCGAAACUCCACAGUCAACUUCAGAAGCAGUUUCCAUCACUGACGCUCCCAGAGUUUCCUCAUUGGUGGCACUUACCUUUUACAAAUUCAGAUGACAAAAGAUUCAGAGAUCUAAAUCAUUACAUGGAACAGAUAUUAACUGGAUCAUACGAGGUUGCAAAUAGUGAUUGCAUUCUUAAUUUUUUCCUCUCUGAGCCCGUGCAACAAACACUUGAAGACUCAUCAUCCUUGUUCCUAGGUGUGCAGUCUCCUGACAAGGUGCCUAAAGUGCAGUUAGUCAUAUCAUACGAAGACGCAAAGCUGACAAUACUAGUGAAACACAUGAAAAACAUUCAUCUCCCAGAUGGCUCCAUGCCCAGUGCACAUGUUGAGUUUUAUCUUUUACCACAUCCCAGUGAAGUCCGUAGGAGGAAAACAAAAUCUGUUUCAAAAUGUACCGACCCCACGUACAAUGAAAUUGUGGUAUAUGACGAAGUCACGGAGCUCCAAGGACAUGUCUUAAUGCUAAUUGUGAAGAGCAAAAGCACAUUUGUGGGAGCAAUUAACAUCCAACUUUGCAGUGUCCCACUCAAUGAAGAAAAAUGGUACCCACUAGGAAACAGUAUAAUCUGACCACUGCUGUGAAAAUGUGCGUUAUUCAUUAACUGCUUGUGUUUUUUCACUUCUGAGCAUCUCUGUCAUGAGCAGAACAUUUUAGUUGUGAAAGACAUUGUAGUGUAUUAA
Molecule: messenger RNA, 4998 nt
Organism: Phyllostomus discolor (pale spear-nosed bat)
Lineage: Eukaryota; Metazoa; Chordata; Mammalia; Chiroptera; Phyllostomidae
Gene: PIK3C2G
Product: phosphatidylinositol-4-phosphate 3-kinase catalytic subunit type 2 gamma
Exons: 34
Coding region: 313-4887 (1524 amino acids)
Biological process (GO): phosphatidylinositol-3-phosphate biosynthetic process; cell migration; phosphatidylinositol-mediated signaling
Cellular component (GO): cytoplasm; plasma membrane; phosphatidylinositol 3-kinase complex
Molecular function (GO): 1-phosphatidylinositol-3-kinase activity; phosphatidylinositol binding; 1-phosphatidylinositol-4-phosphate 3-kinase activity
Source: RefSeq, a predicted model, not a curated record